GGCGCAGUCGCUGCUAGCAUCGGCGCUCGGCCGCCUGGUGACCUCAGCACAAGCGCCGACCAUGGAUCAGGUUCCUUCCACCGACGUAUGACCCGGCCUUGCAGUACGAGAACCAAUACUCACUACGCUGCCCUGCCACCUUCUUGAUCUCUUUCGUCCGGGAGUCGUUCAGACGACGAUUUGACUCUGCUGUUGUUGCACCUGAACGGUGUGGGUUGGCUCCAAUGUGUUCGCCGUGAAUCGAUCAUCCCAUCUUCUGGUCUCUCGACUGUCGUCACUCCUUUGUCCUCGGCCGCUUGCCGCCCAACAGCCAACAGCUUCGCGGCGCCGCCAACAGCACCUCUCGAAACAGCAGUAGGGCGCCCUGGAAUGUCCCUUAGCUGAGAAAUAUUCAUAUCAGCACAAUGGCCGAGUAUGCAUUCAUACACACGGCUGCACCCUGGGUCCAGCAUGGCUCAGGCAGCAUGACGCCCUCUCGGCUGCGGUCGCUGAGCCCCAUGCCGGCAAAGAAGGAAGUCACGAGAUCCAUAUCGACACCGCACCUCGCCAAAGCUGCCAGCGAGAGUGACGGCAUGAAUACGAUCCCAGACCCUCGAACACCCACACCUCAACCGCCGAUUUUGCGCCACAACUCGAGCGACUCGCACCCAGACCUUAGCCAGGAAGUCUCGACCCUCAGCACGAAGCUCAUCAAUGCGAUCAACCACUCGACCAUGCUCGACGACUCCUUGCAGCAGACACGACAUGAGCUGGAAGCGGCAAAGAAGCAGCUCGAGCAGCUGGAAGUGCAGGUGAAAGAUCACGAGCAGAAGAUUGCCAAAGGGCUGUUGGUCGAGAAGGUCGUGUACGAUAAGAUGGAGCGCCAAAUGUCGACAGAACUGCAGGAAGAGCGCAAGCGCCGCGCGGAGGCAGAGAGGCUGAAGCGCAACACCGACAGCGAGGUGGAGCAGCUGACAGCAGCGCUGUUUGAGGAAGCCAAUGUGAUGGUGGCAGCAGCACGCAAAGAGACAAAAGCUUCUGACAAGCGCAGCGAACAGCUCAAGCAGCAGCUUAGCGACGCAGAAGUGCUGCAGCACUCAUUGCAAGAGCAACUGCAAGAUCUGAAGGGCGUCAUGGAGAAGUUGAGCUCACAUGGCGGCGACGACGAAAGCAACAUCCUCGCAACAACCACGGCACCCUCAACACCAGGCAUCACCCCCGCCGACAAGAUGACGAAGCUGCUCGAAGCUACCAACCUGACGCCUAAUACGCCAGGCUCGGAAGAGUUCAGCCCUGAUCACCCGCUACACUUCUCACACCUAAUUCACCCCGUCCUGCGAUCCGAUUUGACAGCUUUCGAGGAGUUCCAGGCCAUGCUGAGGACGGUCCCUCGAUCUGCCCCUUCGAGCCGCGUAUCGAGUGGAAAUUACAGCAGCUUGAGCGUGCUCGGGCUUGGUUCACUGACAAACAGCUCGACAACCUCUUUACCGUCCUCGAUCAAAUCGCCCACCAACGGCAAUAACUCGCCCCGAGAGCCCGUCGCCAGCCAAGCGUUGACAAACUUGAAGGACGAGAAGUUCUACAAGCGGGCGCUUGCAGAAGACAUCGAACCCACACUUCGACUGGACAUUGCUCCAGGCCUCUCGUGGAUGGCGCGCCGCACCGUCGUCAGCAGUAUCACAGCAGGAUCACUUGUCGUGGAGCCGAACCCAGCUUCAACAUCUCGAUUUCGGGCACCAGUCCUACCGUGCUCGCUGUGUGGAGAAAGCAGGAAGGGCGACCAGUACGCGAGGAAGUACCGCUUCAAGACCGCUGAUAACGAAGACUCACAAAGAUAUCCUCUAUGCGACUGGUGUCUAGGACGCGUACGAGCAACCUGCGACUAUAUUGGGUUCCUCCGCAUGAUCGCGGCAGGACACUGGCGAGCAGAGACAGACGAGGAGAAGAAGAACGCUUGGGAGGAAAGCGUACGUUUGCGAGAGCGCAUGUUCUGGAACCGCAUCGGCGGCGGCGUAGUACCAGCCUUCAUACCCAUGCGAGAUAGUCCGCGCAGCUCCACCUUUGCCAAUACCGAUAAGAUACGGACGAGCGAGGAAUCGAAUCAGUCGAUGGAGAUCGCGGUCGAGGCACCGAAAAUCGAAGAUGACCCCUUCAAGGCUUCGAGUACGGACAAGGAGAAACGCGUAUCAAUAGGCAAGACCGUCAUCUCACCAGAGAUCAAGGAAACGCUUACCCAAGACGAGGAGAAGCAUGUCGAGGACAUGGUGCAGAAGCAGCUCCAAUCCGAAGUCCGCAGGUCUCUGGAUGCGAAACCUGUCACGGAGAAGCCUACACUACAGCGCCAGCGCUCGCACUCGAACCCACCACUCGCGCCACUAAGAAAGAAGGAUGAGCGAUUAAGUCUCACCAUCCCAGGGGCUUUCGAGUAGUAUAUUCACCCACACAGCAUUUCGUCAUUACAUUUGUUAGGUCCAGCAUUUCUACAGGCGCCCAAAACCUGUUUCCUUUGUCAGCUGUAUGCAUUGGGAUGGGAAUACCACGAAUCACGGCGUUUGAUGUCUAUGAUUCUGUUGAAGAGAGCGGUGGAAUAGGGUAUCAUUUUAGAGGCUCCUGCCUGGCUCAUCUAUAGUAAAUGCUCCGCUUAUGAGCGGUAAUGCACGUAUUUUCAACCGCCUUUC
Macroventuria anomochaeta is the source of this 2657-nucleotide messenger RNA. RefSeq lists its product as uncharacterized. Gene Ontology annotation, biological process: exocytosis. The coding region runs from base 405 to 2408 and encodes 667 amino acids. Gene Ontology annotation, molecular function: guanyl-nucleotide exchange factor activity. NCBI's taxonomy places the organism in Eukaryota, Fungi, Ascomycota, Dothideomycetes, Pleosporales, Didymellaceae. The record is from RefSeq and is a predicted model, not a curated record. Gene Ontology annotation, cellular component: Golgi to plasma membrane transport vesicle; cell tip. The transcript is spliced from 3 exons.